UGCCGCAAGUGUGUGUGUGCGUACGUCGGCGCGCUCGCAUGUUUGUGGGUAGGUGUGUAUGCACACGAGAGAGAGAAAGAGAGGGAGAGAGAGAGAGGGAGAGAGGUGGAUCGCAAACAGGUGUAUCUCAGACAGGUAAAGCUGCGCCUUCUUCUAUGGCGUCUGCUUGUCAGACCAUCACGUCACGAAACUCAGGAUUAACAAUCUUCCACAACUGCGAGAUUAUCUUGUUUUACUUUUUUUGAUUUGCGACUAUAGGACGGGGCUUUGGAAAGGAUACUGUGCUAAUUAAAAAAAAAGAAAGAAGAAGAAACUAAACAUCACCAAGGGUGAUCUGGCAGCACGAGGUAUGAGUCCGCCUCGGUGCUUCAUGCAUACCUGUCACUGAAGAAACGACCACCUGGACUGAUGCGAUUUAUCCCAGCGCUCAAAGUGUCCUAGUUUGUGGUCAGUUAACAGUAACUGUCGGGGAGGAUGUCAUCUGUGCUCAGCGGGCUUUCUCUGUGUCUCUGUGUCCUUGGGAUCUUUGUGACAGUCACACAGGGGGAAUUUGUGGAGCUUCCUCCAAACAACUUCUUACGCUCCUUGGCUGAAGAGGAGACCAUCCUGCCCUGUCGCUACCAGCCAAAAAAGGGUGAUGGUGGUGUGGUGGUGCAGGUCACCUGGUAUAAGAAGAAACCUGAUGCCACUAAGGAACAAAUCAUUACUGCGCAUCACACUAAUGGACAGACAGCAUUUGGGACGUGGUCUCGACGUGUACGCUUUAAAAACAGCGAACCCACCUUGGACUCAUCUCUGGUCAUCAUGAGCACUGAAGUCUCUGAUGAGGGGACGUACAUCUGCCGCAUCAGCACCUUCCCCUCUGGCAACUUUGAUGGCGAGAUGUCACUCAUUGUAUGGACCAUUCCUAUCUCCUCCCUGGAACCUGUUAUUAUGGUCGAGGGACAGUCCUACAGGCAGGCCGCUUCCUGUCGCUCUGUCGCCCGCCCGCCUCCCCAACUCUCCUGGGACUCCGACCUGGGUGGUCAGUCCAUCAACCGCUCCUCUGAAAACGGGGCAAUCUCCUCGAACUAUUUUCUGUACCCUCUGAGGGGCAUGAAUGGCAAGAAGCUGGACUGUUUGGUGUGGCACCCGACUUUACCGAGCCCCCGCAGGCUCAGAAACAACCUGGUGGUGUACUUCUCUCCACAUGCAGAGGUGUCUGGCUACAAUGGAGACUGGCCAGUGGGUCUGGAGAAUGCUGCCCUGAGGUGCAUCAGUGGAGGAAACCCCAAGCCGCAGAGUUUCACCUGGCGCAGAAUGGGUAAAGAUUUGCCAGAAGGUGUGAACCCCUUCCCUAAUGGAACUCUAGUUUUUGGGCGCCCCCUAAGCUUGUCAGACAGAGGCACCUACCAGUGUGAGGCCAAGAAUGAAGUGGGAGUAGGGAAGGCGGAAGUGGAGAUUGUUGUGACAGAAUCUCCUGAGCCACGGGAAUGGCCUGAAAACCUGUUGAUGCUUUCUGUGGGAGGUGUUGCUGCUGUGCUGCUGAUCUUGAUGCUUAUCAUUGUCAUUGUUGUCACAUGCCACCAAAAACGCAAGAACACAAAACUGGAGAGAGAGCUCACCCUGAAGAAGGAGGAAAUAAGCAGUCUCUCUAGACAAGCUUCUAUCAGGAGAAUGAACUCUGGCAGCACAGACACCAGAGGAGCGACAGAGGAAAAUAUCCCUUUGAGGGUGGAGGGAACCCUGAGGACCAGCCUGUCUUCCCUCGGGGAGCAGGCUCAUGUCCGUGACAGCCGAUCUACUAUCUCAGGUGGGCGGGGAGGAGGAGGGGGGGGAGGAGGAGGAGGAGGGGGGGGAGCAUUUGACUACCUGGGCAGACCAGUCCUGAACAACAACUCGCGGAGAGGAAGAGACAGACCUCUGGAUAGGGAUGAGGAGAGUCGAAUCAGAGUCGAAACAUAUGUGCGAAACAGCACAAUAUCUUUGCAGGAAACUCGUUUCCAUCCUCCUCUCACACCAUCAGCCUUCCCACUGGUACAGACCACUGAAAUUGUAAGACAGAUAAAUGGCAGCGCCAUCAUCCCAGCAGAUGGGGGUUCACAGCCAGGAAGCGUUGCUAAGAAUCACCAGCACCCUCCACUGAGCCUCAGCUACCCACCGGUAACAGAUGAUGAGGAUGAAGUAGAUGAAGGUUUGGGGGGUCCUGCCAGUCAAGAGCAUCCUGAUGACCAAGACAGCGAGACCAACAGCUCCCAUGUUUCUGAGGCUCACAGUACACGCUAUCAGCAGACUAAUGGCACACUGAGACCCAAACCCCAGCCAAGCCCCACUAUGGUUAGUCCCCAUGCCUCGCUGAUUCACAAGGCCCAGAUAGUUUAGCAGGCAGCAGGAAAAUAGUAUGUGAAACUACAGAACUGACUAGCUCUGGUCUAGAGGGUGGUUCAUAUCUGGAUAUAUCUUGAUUUCUGGUUUCUGCCAGACAAGACCGCGUCGCAGUAUUUCUAGUACCACUACUACAGCUUUAAUCUCAGACAAUAUUUGUUGCUCAUCUUUCACAAUACAGUGUUCGUUGCUCUUACCAACUAACAGGUGAAUGCAGCUGACAUACCUUCUGUGUGUGUGCGUGUGUGUGGGGGUGAAAACACUCAAGGACAACUACAUCAGGAAAUCCAGGAGAGGGCUUUGGGAAAGUUGAUACAUCACACUGCAAUCCCCUCGGUCCUGGGGGUGGAUUUUUACUUUAGUGGUAGCCUGUGUAUCAGUAACUGUGUGUGUGUAAAGUUCCCUUACACAACACGGUUUGGGAUCUGAUCCAAACCAUGGUGUUGUUGCUCGCUUGCCACACCUGCAACAUGCAUACCUCUAUAUUAUUGAGCUGUCCUCGUGCCUUUGUCUGAAGCACUGGGACAGUUUGGAUCUGACACAGAUUUCACACUGUCAAAACAUAACCUAUAUACUGUAUGUAGUGAUUUGACAAUCUGUAAAUAUGUACAAUAUUUUUCACUUUUUGAAUUACACAGCAAAUUAGCAUAUCAGCAAAUUAAACAUAUCUAUUUUCUAGUUCCACAUGCCCCUCUUCCUUAUCAACCUUACAUCAACACCUAGAGACCUUUGAUAGUAGUAGUCAGUUUAACACGUCAUUCCAAAAUCUCCCAUAGGUGUUCAGCUGGGUAGAUCUGCCGACUGAGAAGGACAUGAUGUAUGAUUUACUUCAUUUUCAUACUCAUUAAACUACUCACUGACCAUUGUGCCCUAUGGACUGGGGCACUGUCAUCCUGGAAGAGACCACUCAUUACUCAGGCUUUUCCUUUGUCUGCAUGCUGAGUACCUUCAUGUAUGCACACGCAUACAAAGUGGAUAAACGACAGAAAAGCUGCCAAAUCUGUGUAAAAUGCAUUUUAUUUUCGCAAUUUUUUUUUUUACAUCACUUGAACUACUUGAUAAAUCUGAAUGCAAAAAAGACAGAGACAAAAAGUAAAAUGUCUCAACUGAGGACAUACUGCACUUGUGCUUUGCAAAGGUCUAAGGAGUUUUUCAACAUCCAAGACAGGACAAUGGCUUUGCGAGAGGAAUUUGACAUGAACUGUUACAGCUUUUUAAUAUUGCAGAAAAACCAAACGUAUUGUUUACUACUACCUGUUUUUUUUCUUGUUUAUAUGUGUUUUCAAUACUGUUGGAUUCUGUUACAGCCCUGACAUGGAACAUAAUGUGCCAAAAGGAAAAUGAAAAAAAAAAAAGUUUUGCUUUUUUGGCAAAUAUGAAGUAUUAUUUUGUUCUGUAUGUGGUAUUGUUUUACGUUACCUUUUGUAAAUACAGCUUUUACCAAAAUUUAUGUCAUAAGCCACCUGAGAUAAAAGUAUGUGGGAAGAGUUUGUCCAUAUUAUCCAGUAGCACAAAACAAUUUAGAGCAACAGAUGAAUUAUGUGAAAAUAGUCAGAAUAGGCCACAUCUGUUGCAGACAGUGCCCCCUGAUGUGUACUGAUGGAAAGUGCAGAGACUUCAAACUGAAAAACUACUGAACUAUGAAAGACUCUACAUUCAACUGUGACUUUGGAAAAUUAUUUUCCUGGUCUCGUACCUGAACUUAUAUUUGUUUUUAGGGCUAUGUAUGGGUAUCAGCUUGUAUUGG
Messenger RNA from Monopterus albus (swamp eel), 4111 nucleotides. Its product is annotated as nectin-4-like. Bases 475 to 2361 code for a protein of 628 amino acids. Gene Ontology annotation, cellular component: adherens junction. The transcript has 11 exons. Lineage: Eukaryota; Metazoa; Chordata; Actinopteri; Synbranchiformes; Synbranchidae. The record is from RefSeq and is a predicted model, not a curated record. Gene Ontology annotation, biological process: heterophilic cell-cell adhesion; homophilic cell-cell adhesion.